Messenger RNA from Thunnus maccoyii (southern bluefin tuna), 1629 nucleotides. It is a transcript of the gene ppcs, whose product is annotated as phosphopantothenoylcysteine synthetase. The coding region runs from base 247 to 1212 and encodes 321 amino acids. Gene Ontology annotation, cellular component: cytoplasm; nucleus. Lineage: Eukaryota; Metazoa; Chordata; Actinopteri; Scombriformes; Scombridae. The transcript has 4 exons. The record is from RefSeq and is a predicted model, not a curated record. Gene Ontology annotation, molecular function: phosphopantothenate--cysteine ligase activity. Gene Ontology annotation, biological process: coenzyme A biosynthetic process.
AAAUCUUAAACGAAACAGAUUUAAUCACAAGAAUAUAACUUAUUUAGAAUUUUUUCGUUUGUUUUUUAGUUUUUGCUGUUUAGUCAUGAUGUUACACACUCCGAUACAGUAGGUGGCGGCAUGAACCUUUAACGUUGGUUUGUAGUCCGCCAGUAAAACCAUAGAAGAAGAAGAAGAAGCAGGAAGUGCAGAAGUUGUGAAGCUGUAUCUCACUGAAAUAGUCCCUCCACCUCGGAAUAUAAAGUGAUGGCAGAACCCAGAAUAUCCUCCAUUGAUGGCAAAUUAGCUGAAGAAUUUGCCGUUCCCUCCCAUGUUGAGGAGGUCAAGGAGAAGAUGUCUGCUUUUGCCAGGCAUCAUGCAGCAGCGGGCCGCAGAGUGGUUCUCAUCACAUCAGGAGGCACCAAAGUUCCCCUGGAGUCCCGCACUGUUCGCUUCCUCGAUAAUUUCAGCAGCGGCAGGAGAGGAGCCUCCUCAGCAGAGUAUUUCAUAGACGCUGGCUAUGCUGUCAUCUUCCUACACAGACAUCGCUCCCUCUACCCCUACACACGUAUGUUCUCAACCAUAAACAUCCUGGAUGCCCUACAGUUCAAAGGAGGAGACGGAGAGUCCGGUAAAACUGGUGAAGUGGUGGUUAACCAGCAGGUGCUUCCAAACAUUGCCAAAGUGCUGAAGCGAUACCAGGAAGUGACGGAGGGAAAAUUUCUCUUACCCAUAGAGUUCAGCACUCUGUCAGAAUACCUGCACCUCCUUAAAGCAGCGGCACAGGCACUCAGCACAAUAGGAUCUAAGGCCAUGUUUUACUUGGCUGCAGCUGUGUCUGAUUUCUAUAUCCCAGCAUCUGAGAUGCCUGAACACAAAAUCCAGUCUUCCAAUGGACCUCUUCAACUCAGCCUGAAUAUGGUCCCCAAAAUUCUCUCCCCGCUAGUGAAGGAUUGGGCACCACAGGCUUUCGUCAUAUCCUUCAAGCUGGAGACAGACGCAAACAUCCUGCUGGACAAGGCUCGGCGAGCUCUGGACACCUACAGGCACCAGGCAGUGGUGGCCAACGUGCUGGACUCUAGGCGGGGUUACGUGGUGGUGGUGACCCCUGAGACUCAGGCCGAGCUGAUCCUCACAGAAGAGGACGUGAAGAAUGAGGUGGAGAUCGAGGAGAGGAUUGUGAAUAACCUGACAUCAGCACACAACCAGUUCAUAAGUCAACAACUGGGCUGACAAUCACCGUCCACUGCAUGUUUGAGUUAAUGAUGCAGCUGUAAGUUGUGUCUGUGCUGUCGAGUUUGGCUUAUAUUCGUACUUGCCUGUUCUGCUGACAAGUUACUGUAUAUUCAAGUUACUGUAUAUUCAGUAUGUAUGUUGUAGUAAUUGCUGUACCUAUAAACACGUAAUGCCUUCCCUUCUCCUUUGAAAUGUUCUACAAAUGAGCCUCUAAUGUUAUAAUGCUGUUUCUGUAGUCAGACAAUACACAAUUUAUUGAAAGUUUAUAAAAUGUUUAUUGACUUUCUGAAAUAAUUCAGAACAGAAAAAUGAACAUUUCAGUGUCUUUAUACAACAAUGAUUGACAGCUAAAUAAAUCAGUGACAUUCUUUACAACAACAGUCACCUCCUGUAUAAUAAACACUGACAAGUACA